AACCAUGUCAACCAGUUCAUAUGGAUGGUGUGUUAGCAUUAAAAUUAAACUUUUGGCCACAAGAAUGUCAAUCGUUUUUAAAACGUAUAAAAAUGAAUCGACCACAAUUAUAUGAAAUAAUCAUAGUAAAUCCCAAUGUAUAUGCUGUAUCAAAGUCAUCAAACAAAUAUUCAUCAGAUACAAUUGAAAGUCAGUUAGAAUUUCGUUUAUCCUUCUCUAAAAUUGAACUUAAAUUAGCUGAAUUACGUACAAAAGAAGAAAAAAUAUUAAAUGGUAUUGCACGUACAAUAUUUCACAAAUAUCUACAUAAAAAUUUAAUUAUUGAUCAACAAUACUUACAAUCAUAUUUUAUCAAAACAACGGUAUUAUGGAUGUGUGAAAAAUAUUGUUUUAAAUAUAUGUCAAAAAAACAAAUAGCUGAAAAAUGGAUCAAUUUUACAUGCCAUCUAUUAGAAAAAAAAUAUUGUAAACAUUAUUUUAUUAAAAAUUUAAACUUAUUAAAUAUUUAUUCGAACGAGUUAUUAAAACAAGCUAUAUCAAUAUUAAAAAAUGAUGUUGAUUUCUAUUCAAUCCAUCAUAAUAAAAUACAAUCUUCGAUAACAGGUCUUGAUGGACUGUUUGAUGUUGCACCAGAAACUAUUGUAAAAGAAGAUUAUUUUUAUGCAGCUUUAGAUUAUAUUGGGAACAUAGUCCUUCAUUUUACGCGUUGGCUCUACUUAUUGGAGUUUCACUCAUACAAGGUACAAUUAAUUUAG
Messenger RNA from Didymodactylos carnosus, 755 nucleotides. The record is from the annotation of a GenBank genome assembly. NCBI's taxonomy places the organism in Eukaryota, Metazoa, Rotifera, Eurotatoria, Philodinida, Philodinidae.